Messenger RNA from Carassius carassius (crucian carp), 520 nucleotides. Its product is annotated as phosphatidylinositol transfer protein alpha isoform-like. NCBI's taxonomy places the organism in Eukaryota, Metazoa, Chordata, Actinopteri, Cypriniformes, Cyprinidae. Gene Ontology annotation, molecular function: phosphatidylcholine intramembrane carrier activity; phosphatidylinositol binding; phosphatidylcholine binding. The transcript is spliced from 4 exons. Gene Ontology annotation, biological process: phospholipid transport. The record is from RefSeq and is a predicted model, not a curated record. Gene Ontology annotation, cellular component: cytoplasm. The coding region runs from base 152 to 505 and encodes 117 amino acids.
UGCCGUCAUCUUUCAGGAAAUGAAUUUAAAGAAAUUAGAAAUCCAGGAACUUGAACUGAAACGAGUCACGGCGGGUUGGACCGAAGAGUCGAAGAAUAUACUCUCUUUAAGUUAGUUUGAAUGUUGUGCACGCGGAGCAGAAGGAGAUAAUAUGUUGAUAAAGGAAUUUCGAAUCGUCCUGCCCAUUUCUGUUGAAGAGUACCAGGUGGGUCAGCUGUACUCCGUAGCAGAGGCCAGUAAGAAUGAGACGGGUGGUGGAGAGGGGGUGGAGGUACUGCAAAACGAGCCCUACGAGAAAGAGAAUGGAGAGAAAGGACAGUACACACACAAGAUCUACCACUUGCAGAGUAAAGUGCCAACUUUUGUACGGUUACUGGCCCCUUCGUCUGCCCUGAGUAUCCAUGAGAAGGCCUGGAAUGCUUAUCCUUACUGUCGCACAGGUACCAGCCACAGCAGCACAGCUUUACUGAAUAUAUUACAGCAACUGUACAUUCAGAGCUCAUAGGAAUGAUGAAAUUCA